CCGCCCGUCAGCGAACGCCGUCCCGACCCAGCAAUGCGGUGGAGUGUGCAAACUCCGCUGCAUCUCGUUGACCACGCUGGAUCCGCCCGCACAGCACACUUUGGUUUCUUGCGACUACCGACAGUCCGGCUUUAGCGCCGCAGCCAACCCGUUGGCCGCAUCACGCGAGUCGCGGCGAGAUAAGCAUCACAAUUCAACCGCCUUUUGGCGGCUGCAAUCCUACGACUUCCGCCGAGUGCUCGCGGGCGUGAUCUCUCUGCCCGCACUACCCCCGUUCCCUUACGACAUGGCGUCGCGCGGGAAACGUGGCGUCCCGGCGACGCCGCGGGUGAUCUCCCCGAGUCCGACUCCCUCCGAAAGAGACGAGAGCGGCCAAGAACCGUCGUCGUCAUAUUCUGGCCCGACGACACGUUCGGCUGCGCGGAGGCGGCUAGCAGCUACCCCUCAACCUGCUCCGGAGGAGCUCGACGAGGAUGACAGCCCCGACCUCCGACGAGCCAGAACUCGGAGCCGCAGCCCGAUCGAUACGCGCAAGCCGGGCCGGCUAACAUCACGAAGAUCUGAAAACGCGGCCAACGGCGUCAGAACGACGGUGGCGGACACAAAAAAGGCCAACGGCCAACCAAAACCACAAUCACAACAACACCUCCCCGCCAAGAUUGACACCACCAACGGGCACCUCUCCCCGCCGGCGCCCUCGACCGGCCACGGUUGGAGUUGGCGCGACCUGAGCCGCAGCCCGAGCCCGCUCGGGCUGAUCCCGAUCCACCGGCACUGGCGCACGUUCGUGCACAAGCACGAGGUGCCGCGCAAGGCGCUGCACGUCUCGAUCGGCUUCUUCGUCGUGUGGCUGUACCUGUCGGGCACGCAGACGCGCGCCGUGUGCCCCUACCUGAUGGGCGCGCUGGUGCCCAUCGCCGCCGUCGACGUGCUGCGCCACCACUACGCGCCCUUCAACCGCCUGUACGUCAAGGUGCUCGGCGCGCUGAUGCGCGAGAGCGAGUACGCCGGCUACAACGGCGUCAUCUUCUACCUGCUGGGCGCCUGGGCCGUGCUGUAUUUCUUCCCCAAGGACGUGGGCGUCAUGGGCACCCUCCUGCUCAGCUGGUGCGACACGGCCGCGAGCACGUUUGGCCGGCUGUACGGCCGCUACACGCCGCGCAUCCGCCGGGGCAAGUCGCUGGCCGGGUCGUUGGCGGCGUUCAUCGUGGGCGUGGGCACGUCGGCCUUCUUCUGGGGAUGGUUGGCCCCGACGAAGGGCCCGCUCCCGGGGGACGAGCACUUCAUGUUUACCGGAUCGCUGCGCCUGCCUAGCGCGCUGGCCGAUGCGGUCGGCUUGGAGCCGGCGAAGGCCGCCAUCUCGGGCGGGCUUGCUCUGGGGAUUAUGAGUGUGUGGUCCGGCCUGGUGGCGGCGGCCAGCGAGGUGGUGGACAUUUUUGGGUGGGACGACAACCUGACGAUACCUGUUCUGAGCGGGCUUGGGAUUUGGGGGUUCUUGAAGGUGUUUGGCUGACGGUGGUACAAAAAGACGACGGGUGGGACGUGUAUGUCUAUCGGGUGCAUCGACGGCGUUUGGACACGGCGAGAAGAGGACUGGGUGGUACACUGACAGUCAAUAUGGAUCUUAGACAGGACGUCUUGAACCUCGUUUCUUCUCCCCUUCA
Messenger RNA from Thermothielavioides terrestris NRRL 8126, 1664 nucleotides. RefSeq lists its product as uncharacterized. Gene Ontology annotation, molecular function: ATP-dependent diacylglycerol kinase activity. Gene Ontology annotation, cellular component: endoplasmic reticulum membrane. Lineage: Eukaryota; Fungi; Ascomycota; Sordariomycetes; Sordariales; Chaetomiaceae. Gene Ontology annotation, biological process: phosphatidic acid biosynthetic process. The record is from RefSeq and is a predicted model, not a curated record. The transcript has a single exon. The coding region runs from base 287 to 1513 and encodes 408 amino acids.